ACGUGAUAUGGUCUGUUGUUGUCAGUUAGCUUAGCAACUGCAUAACCUAAACUGAGAAACAUGGAUCGGAAAACGGACUAAAUACAAAAAAUAAUUCUGUUUUAUACCACAGUUUUGAUAUUCUGCUUUGUAUAUAACGGUAUUUUGGACACUGCGAUCAGUGAAUGUCCUAUGUAGUUGCAUUUAGCGCCAGUCAUCUGUUGAUCUUGUGUCUCCGCUGAAGAUGAAUGCUCUGGUGGCUCUCUGUCACUUCUGUGAACUUCAUGGCCCUCGGACACUGUUCUGUACCGAGGCACUACACCCUCCAUCCCCGUCCCCCUCAUCCCAGGCAGGGAUCCCGGCAUCUGGGGACAGGGACCGAGACGGUGACCGGGAAGGAGAAGGGCUGACCAUGAGAGCCAACAGCUCAGCCACACAGAGAGGAGAAAUGUGUGAGGGAUGUCGAUCUCUGCCUGCAUCUCACCCAGGCUUUGUGAGCAUUGAUGAUGAAACAGGUAUACGCUUCCUGAGCCACCAGCAUCCCAGACAGCCUCAGCUUUUCAGUGUGGUCCGCCAGGCCUGUGUACGCAGCCUCAGCUGUGAGGUAAACAGUGACGUGUGUCCCGGCCGUGAAGGGCCAAUUUUCUUUGGAGAUGAGCAACAUGGUUUUGUGUUUUCACACACCUUCUUUAUCAAAGACAGCCUGGCCAGGGGCUUUCAGCGGUGGUACAGUAUUGUCAUGGUAGCCAUGGACAGGAUCUACCUUAUCAACUCCUGGCCUUUUCUGUUACGCCACCUUAAACUCACAAUACAGAGCCUGCAAAGCACAGCCCUCAAGGUGUUUGACAGUGAGCAAGGAGUUUGCCCCCAGCGAGCUGUGAGGAUGAACAGUGUGUUUUCACCUGCAGUUUUCCCACACCAAAGGAGCGGCAACGCAGCCCGAUCACUAACUUCUCUUACCCAGCAUCCCAACCUCUGGGCCAGCCUGCACUCCUCCUUUAGCUGGCUGCUGAAGGCCUGUGGUAGUCGUCUGACAGAGAAGCUGCUCGAGGGAGCCCCUACUGAGGACACACUGGUGCUCAUAGAGAGACAGACAGAGCAAGAGGAGGAAAUGAGCUGCUGGGAGGGAGCAGAAGGAGGUGCUCUGAAGUCACAGCGGCACCAGUCAGAGAGCGAGCUGGGCCACGACUUCCUUUGUGAUGAUGCAAAAUUUGAUGAAUUACCUGGUCCAAAGUUUAGGUCACUGAGGCACUUGAGACAGGUCCUCGGGGCUGCUGAGUUUCGUCAGCUAGCAUGGCACGUGCUCAUGGGAAAUCAGGUCAUAUGGAGGGGCGCACACCCCGGGCUCAUCCAAUCAGCAUUUACAGUACUCAAGUCUCUGCUCCCAGUAGGCUGUGUGCGUUCUGUGCCAUACAGUGCUCAGUAUGAGGAGGCCUACAAAUGCAACUUCCUGGGUCUCAGCCCAGAUGUGCCCAUUCCAACCCACGUCAGCUCCUCAGAGUUUUCAGUGCUGGUGGAUGUGAGCACAGAGAGAAACUUCCAGAUCUCAGCUGUACAUGACGACGAUAUCUGCUCACUUUAUCAGUUCACCAUCAGCAGUGCCAACACACAGCCCACAGACAGGGGUCCCACAUUACUGAACAAGCUCGAGGUGGCUCUGUCUAACGAGAACUUGUCUGUGGACGUCGUAUCUCACUGCCUGCUGUGUUUGAAGGAGGAGUGGAUGAAUAAAGUCAAAGUGCUGUUCAAGUUCUCCAAAGUGGACGGGCGAGGGAGGGAGGACACCCAGAAGGUUCUGGCCCUCCUUGGCGCCACCGGGCCGGGCGAGGAAGACAACGUCAGGCUCCUUAAAUUCUGGAUGACUGGACUCAGCAAAACCUACAAGAGCCAUUUAAUGACAGCUGUCCGAGGAGGGGAGAGGAGCCCCAGCCAGUAACAAAGACAAUAAGAAGGAGGAAAAGGAGUUAGCAGGGGGUGAAGAAAAGGAAGGUGAAAAGAAGGGGGGGUUUCCGGAGGAAAGGAAAGUGAAAAGCAAGAGUCAGUUUUGGUAACUGUUUGGGACUUUUUGUGGAAUGAAAGAGGGCUGUGAGUGGAUGCCAGAGAUGCCCUGGCUCAUCCAUUAUUGUCUUUUAAGUAAUGAGAAAUUUAUUGUGUACCUAACCCUGGUUAUUAUCCUGCACGGAUUAACACAGUCAGUUGGGAUAAUAUGAGGGCUUUUGUUUGUCAAAGAGAAUUACUGUAGGAGACCACUUCGUACUAAAAUGUAAAGUUUAACUUAUUACAAAAAGGCUUUGCACUUUGUUUACUCUUCCACUGAAGUUUUAAAAUGAAAUAAAUUAAUGUGAACAGUCA
This is a messenger RNA of Seriola dumerili (greater amberjack), 2331 nucleotides long. RefSeq names its product folliculin (gene flcn). The transcript has 12 exons. NCBI's taxonomy places the organism in Eukaryota, Metazoa, Chordata, Actinopteri, Carangiformes, Carangidae. Gene Ontology annotation, biological process: positive regulation of transforming growth factor beta receptor signaling pathway; positive regulation of GTPase activity; negative regulation of transcription by RNA polymerase II. Gene Ontology annotation, molecular function: GTPase activator activity. Gene Ontology annotation, cellular component: cytosol. The record is from RefSeq and is a predicted model, not a curated record. Bases 224 to 1915 code for a protein of 563 amino acids.